Messenger RNA from Penicillium waksmanii, 1527 nucleotides. RefSeq lists its product as uncharacterized. NCBI's taxonomy places the organism in Eukaryota, Fungi, Ascomycota, Eurotiomycetes, Eurotiales, Aspergillaceae. Gene Ontology annotation, biological process: transmembrane transport. The record is from RefSeq and is a predicted model, not a curated record. Gene Ontology annotation, molecular function: transmembrane transporter activity. Gene Ontology annotation, cellular component: membrane. Bases 1 to 1527 code for a protein of 508 amino acids. The transcript is spliced from 4 exons.
AUGGGACUUCUCUCGUUCCUUCGUCGCGACGAGACAGAGCCCAGCUAUGUGCGAUCUUCGGAGGAGAAGGCCCUUGUGCGACGUCUCGACACUUUUCUACUGACCUUUGGUUGUAUCUCUCAAGUCAUUAAAUACCUCGACCAGCAGAAUAUUAACAAUGCGUACGUCUCCGGCAUGCAAGAGGAUCUUAACCUCCAUGGCAACGAAUUGAACCUCUUCACGACAUAUUUCAACGCCGCCUACUGCAUCAUGGUCAUCCCUUCCCAGGUCAUUUUGACAUACAUUCGGCCAAGCUUCUGGUUGCCUGGCUUGGAGAUCAUCUGGGGAGUGCUUACUGGCCUGAUUGCCAUGAGCACCAACGCCAAGCAGGUUUACGCUCUUCGUGUCUUUCUAGGACUUUGCGAAAGCAGUGCAUGGCCCGGAAUGAUGACCUUGUUCAUGUACUGGUAUACCCCAACCGAACUUGCCAAACGAAUGGGCUUCUAUCACUCUUGCCAGGCUGUCGGACAAAUGAUGUCGGGGGCCCUGCAAGCCGCGAUCUCCGAUACUUUGAAUGGACAUGGAGGCCUCGCUGGGUGGCGGUGGCUAUUUGUCAUCAACGCUAUCAUAACGGUCGUCUGGGGCUUCGCGGGUUUCUUUAUGAUUCCGGAUACCCCGAGCAAUCCUAAUCCGCGCGCAUUCUGGUUCAAGAAAGCCCACGCUGAGCUCUCGAUGGAACGGCUUGCUCGCAACGGUCGUGCCGAGCCGGCGAAGAUGUCCUGGGCCGGUGUUCGGCGAACAUUCUCUGGCUGGGUCGUCUACUUCACUGCCAUUCUAUACAUUGCGAGUGUGCUUGGUACCUACGGCUACGUGUACUUCUCACUUUUUUUGAAGUCACUCAAGAAUCCGGAUGGGAGUGCGAGGUGGUCUGUUACACAAGUCAACGCGAUUCCAAUCGGAGGCUCAGCCAUCAACGUCGUCUUUGUCUGGAUUUGGGCUCUACUAUCCGAUUUCCUUCACACACGAUGGACUCUUAUCGUAGUGCAAGGAAUCAUUGGCAUCAUUCCGUGCAUCAUCAUGAGCAUUUGGACCUCCCAUCCCGGCACUGUUCCUCUGUCGGGUGCAUAUGCCUCAUAUUUUAUUUCAUACAUUUGUCUUGGAACUGCGCCUCUCAUCUUCGCUUGGCUGUCCGAUCUUAUUCCGCAGGACCCCGAGGCACGCACACUCGUGGUCGGGGUCUCGGUCGCUGGUUAUUAUGCGAUCUCUGCUUGGUCCCAAGUUUUAGUUUGGCCAGCAUCACAGGCACCAUACUACAAAUACGGCUGGCAGUCUGCCCUUGCACUUCUAGUAUUCGUCAUAAUUAUGACUUGUGUUCUUCGAUUUAUUGAUGUCAGAUAUCUGCUACCGAAACGUGUCGCAUUCCAUGCUACGCUAGAAGCUGAGGUGGUGGGUGGGAAGGACAGUGUAUCCCGUCAACCACAUACUACAGCAGAGGCAUCGGGUGUGGAUCGCAAAACUGGAAACAAAGCAAGAGUAGAUGAAGUUUAA